AUUACGCGAGAAACGUUUCGGUACACUGCACGCGGCUGAUUCGAUUCUUAUUAUUUCGAUCGUUCCCUUAUUCUUUUUGAAAAUAUGUAAUGCGUUGUAUUCUAAUUAAACGCAGUGAAAAACAACUGUUAAAAAGGCGGUGGAUCAUAAAAUUUUCUCAAACUUGUGCAACUUGAUUCGAAGUUCUCGCGAAAACGAGAAACGCCAUGAAUUAUAAUAAGAAAGAUACGUUCAUAGAUUUUUGGAUUUCGAUUAAGAAAAAUGAAUGAGUUUUUGAUUAAUAAUUAAUAUGUUCUGAUUGAGUUACGAUAAUGCUCAGAACGGAACAAUACUGUGCACAAUGUCAAACUUUCGAAGUUUUCGCAAACUUCGAUAUUUUGCUGGACAACGAGGAUACUUAGUUAAUUUUAAGAUUCUUUUGAUAAUUUAAACGUGUAAGGAAGAUAAUGGUCAAGAGAGUGUUAAAUAAAGUGAACACAAUGGUCUUGGGAUGCAUUGGUAAAGUUUACGAACUUCGUCUUCCUCAAAUUUGGUGAAAAUUUUCGUUAUUUCUAUAGAUUGCAUAUGUAUAUAAUUAAUUACUGAAUGACAAAUUUUUAUGACAGCUGGUUCAUUAAGUAUUAAAUGAAGUUUAAUAUCUGUCGUUAAAUACUUUUAGUUGAAUUCUAAUGGAACUUUAUUUAAUGUUUACUUUUGUCAAUUGUAAAUUUGAUAAUAAAAUUCGAAUACUAUUUACAAAAAUUCUAACUAACCGAAACGCAGUAUAAUAACGUGGUAAUGAUAAAUUCAAGAAGUUUACAAUAUUAUUGUUGCACGUUUAAUCGAAACAUUUUUAAUUUCUACAAUUUUGAAUUCCACAGUGAUCAAUCGUAUUAAUCAUUUUUCAAUUAUUUCAAUAUGACAACACGGCAAUGACAAAUCGUAGAAAUUUACAAUAAUGUUAUCCCACGUUUAAUCGAAUCUUUCCUAAUUUAGAAAAUGGUGAAUUCCAUAGUGGUCAAUCACAAGAAUAAUUCUUCAAUCAUUUAAUUAUGCUACUCCUAACAACCGUCACAAAAUUGACAACUAACAAAAGCGCAAGACAACAAAUACUAUGAUAAAAAGCAAUAAAAAUUUACAAUAAUUUUUCACUAUUGAUCAAAGCUUUAUAAUAUCUAAAAUUUCAAAUACCAGAGAGAUCAGUCGUACAAAUCAAUUCUUUCACCUAAAUACACCGAUCCAAACAAUGUUCCCAAAGAUCGCGUACAAUCAGAGCACAAGAAUGACGCUGCUUGCAUAACAGACGGAUAGAACUUACAAAAUCGCCGAAACAUUUUGAACCGUGGGGGUUAGUAUGAAGCGGAGAAGAUCCCGAUGCUAAGGCGAUGCAUUGAGACACCGUAAAUUCCACGGAACAGUGAUCCGAACGUGUCAAACAGAGAUUACCAGUGCCGAGUGUGAUGACGUGCCAUAAAUGAUUCGCAUCAAUGAACCGUGGACCGACAACGUUUGCUUCUCACGAAGAUGGAGUACUGGAUGGCGAGCAACGAUACCGGCCACAAUGGCAGAGCAGAGGCCCUCGAGGAGGUCCUACAGGAUCCAGGAUCAGCGGUCCUCUUCGUCGGCUAUCCACGAUGGCUGUUACAUUUUGCCGCUGGGUGCUGUGUGCUUUUCAUGCUUGUCGGCAUCCCUGGCAACCUUUUCACUAUUAUUGCCCUUCUUCGGACUAAAAAGCUGAGAAACGCCACGGCGAUCUUCAUAAUGAAUCUUUCGGUUUCGGACUUGAUGUUCUGCUGCUUCAAUCUACCCCUCGCAACGUCGACAUUUUGGCAUAGUUCCUGGUAUCACGGGGCACUAUUAUGUCGACUGUUUCCCUUGAUGAGAUACGGUCUGGUAGCAGUCAGUCUGUUCACAAUCCUUGCAAUAACUAUCAAUCGUUACGUUAUGAUAGGUCAUCCUAGAUUGUAUCCCAAAUUCUAUAAACAGAAAUAUUUAGUGCCAAUGGUUUUGAGUAUCUGGUUCGUGGCUUUUGGUGUCCUCGUUGUCACGUGGUUCGAAAGCUGGGGACGUUUCGGAUUGGACAUCGCCAUUGGUUCUUGCUCGAUACUUCCGGAUGUACAUGGUCGAAGUCCCAAGGAAUUCCUUUUCGUAGUUGCUUUUUUAAUUCCCUGCGUUGCGAUUGUAGUCUGCUACGCUAGGAUCUUCUACAUUGUUCGGAAAGCGGCUUGGAAAAGUAGAAAACGAAAUCUGGUUGGUAAUACUGAUGCCAUUGAUGCGAAUCAUGAGCGCCGCUCGAUAUCCCCAAAACAACCAGAAGAAGAGCUUUCAGUCCUAGGCUCAAGUUGCACGCCCAGCGCCAUUUACUCGAACUUCUCUUCAAAGCGCACACUCGCCCCAUCGAAUCGCCUAAAUUACUCACGCACACCAUCAAGAUCUGCGAUCGGAGAAUCCGCGUCGGAAUUGCAAACCUCCUCCGACCAAGACCCAACCAAAGAAGAAGAAGACGACGAGGAAGAGGAGGACAGUUUAGUCUACAAAAUGGCCGCCGCGGAGGCGAGGGAGCUAAAGGAAAUGGCGGCCGAUGCGCCAACGCCGAGGAUCCCCGAAGUCUGUGAUAAAACUAACCCCGGUUUUGAAAUGAAAAUAGAUGAUAUACCGUACGUCGACGAGCGGGACGAUUUAGACGAGACCGGAGACGUUUUCUCGCGCACCGAUUGCGCCAUGAUAAACGAAUCGCCGGCAAAGGGUUCCGCGAACGCCCGAAAUAAGCUGGAAAGAAUGGCGAGCAGGGCGUCAUUCAUCAUCGAGUCAGCACUUUGGGUCCAGCGAUUGAAUUCGAAGGUAUCGACGGACUCCGAUCGAAUGGACAAACUGAAAUCCGAACGAUCCACCAAAGAAAAGUCGACGAGUGCCAGAAGAGAAUCGAAAUUCAAGAACGAAAGGAAAUUGAGGAACACGGAGAGUCCUCCUAGGAUGAGCAACAAAGACAAAAAGCUACUGAAAAUGAUCCUGGUGAUAUUCUCCUCUUUCUUAGUUUGCUAUUUGCCGAUCACCGUUACGAAGACCUUUAAGAACGCCAUUGAUUGGAGAGGGCUGAAUAUCGCUGGAUAUAUACUGAUUUAUUUAACGACUUGUAUAAACCCCGUGGUUUACGUGGUGAUGAGCUCCGAGUACAGAAGUGCUUACAAAAACGUGUUGCUUUGUAGAAACGAUCCAGCUACGAGGAUUGGAGCUAGGAAACUGUGAAGAUUGUGGACAGAGUUUUUAAUAUGCAGUGAUCGGAAGUGGAAACUUGGAGACUGAGAUAUUUUGAACGCUAUUUUGAAAUAUACAUGUGUCAUAUUUAAUGUACAGAUGAAAUGAUAGUUUUAAACGGAUAAUACAAUUUUGGCAAAUGUUCUUACUUGAAAAACAGCGAAGCAUACAAUGAAGUAUCUUGAUAUUGUAUUUUGAAUGAUGUAUUUCGAAUAUUGAUGGUAAGGAUAGGAUGAAGUAAGGAAUUGUAUUUGUAAAAGAUGAAACUGUGGAAUUAUUAUUGAAAUAUAAGUAAUCGUAUUCAUCGAUGGUAUUUAAUAGACGAAUUUGGACACAGGAGUUUAGAAAACAUCGUUUACUUAUGGUUUCAGUUAAUAUCCCCGUUACAAUUUACAAUAUGGUCACGCUUAAAAUUAAUAAAAUGAGAGCAACUAUACAGAAGAUGUUCCUAAAGAAUCUGCUAGGUAUCUAAACUUUACAGUUGUUAAUAAAUAUAAGUUAUCGGUAGGAACUUUUAUUUAUUAAUCAAUCAAUGAGAGUUUUUCGACGUAAUUUUAAAUGAUUGUCGAUAAAGUUCGUUUACGUAGUGUCUUUACAUUAACCUCGACUUAUCAAAUAUAUAAACGAUUUACAGGCUAACACAGUAUAUUUACAAAAUAA
Messenger RNA from Nomia melanderi (Alkali bee), 3894 nucleotides. RefSeq names its product G-protein coupled receptor moody. Gene Ontology annotation, biological process: G protein-coupled receptor signaling pathway. Gene Ontology annotation, molecular function: G protein-coupled receptor activity. Gene Ontology annotation, cellular component: membrane. The record is from RefSeq and is a predicted model, not a curated record. Lineage: Eukaryota; Metazoa; Arthropoda; Insecta; Hymenoptera; Halictidae.